GGUCCCUGUCCCCUGUCCCCAGCCCUGCCAUGGCCGCACGGACCGUCCCCCACGCCCACCCCAUGAGCUCUGAGUAUGAGUUCGCCAACCCCAGCAAGAUCUACGACCAGAACUUUGGAGAAGGUGUGUCUCCAUCCGAGAUUUUAGCCCCUGCCCUGUACCACGGCUACUACAUCAGGCCUCGGAUCAACAAGCAGCUGGAGCGGGGCACCUCCGAGAUCUGCCUGAACGAGCACAAAUUCCAGGUGUUCCUGGACGUCUGCCAGUUCCUGCCCGACGAGCUCAGCGUCCGCACCGUGGACAACCUGCUGGAGGUGGUGGGCCAGCACCCCCAGAAGGCUGAUCGCCACGGCUUCAUCUCCAGGGAGUUCACCAGGACCUACAUCCUCCCUCUGGACGUCGACCCCUUGCUGGUGAGGGCCACCCUGUCCCACGAUGGCAUCCUGAGCAUCGUGGCUCCCCGCACCGGCAAGGAGCUGAAGGCCAAAGUCAACGAGGUGAAGAUAACGCAGGAGGAGCAGCCAGGGGGGAAAGAGGAGCAGCCCGAGGAAGGAAAAGAGAAGGAGAAGUCCUAAAGGCCCCAGAUGUGGGCUUGCACUGGGAAGGUGGGGGGGACAGGGAUGGGGAACCCACGGUGACAGACUCGUGUUUCUCACCAUCAGUGUUUAGCAGGGCUCUGAGGCAGCCAGACUGCUGCUUCCCAAGGCUGAUGGCUGGAAAAAAAAGGGACUUGGAGCUGAAAACAGAGGGGGACUGAAGUGCUAGUGUGAGGGAGUGAGUGUCAUGCAAGUUUUCUCCUAGGUCAAGUGCUCACGGAGCACCAGGCAGGGUGCUCUUCUCUCACCCCAAAAGACCAGGGCCACUCUUACCCCAAACUGUGAGGCUGUGCCACAGUGGACUGUCAAACAGCUGCUGUGCUCUGGCCCAGGAGGGAAGAGGGAAGAGAUGAUCCCAGUGCCUUGCCUCUGAGCUGGUGGCUGAGCUUUGUGGACACGGGAGGUGGUUGUUGGUCUGUAAAAGUGCCUGCAGUUCUCAGGAGGGAGGAGGAAUAAACCUGCCUCUGGUCUUCUCUU
This is a messenger RNA of Neopelma chrysocephalum (saffron-crested tyrant-manakin), 1073 nucleotides long. RefSeq names its product heat shock protein family B (small) member 2 (gene HSPB2). The transcript has 2 exons. Gene Ontology annotation, biological process: response to heat; protein refolding. Gene Ontology annotation, molecular function: structural constituent of eye lens; protein folding chaperone. The coding region runs from base 30 to 575 and encodes 181 amino acids. Lineage: Eukaryota; Metazoa; Chordata; Aves; Passeriformes; Pipridae. The record is from RefSeq and is a predicted model, not a curated record.